AUCUACCUAUAGAGUGUUAAUCCAUUGUUUCAAUGUGUGGGUGCGCCUCCCGGUCGCAUUUUGUCGAACACCUCUGCCUCAACCGAGCUUGAAAAUUAAAAAACGUGAAUCUGUUGCCGAGCUGGCACCCCUACUAUGGCAUUCCUGUGGUGCAAUCGCAGCACUACUUCAAGAAAUAUGUGCGAUAUACCCUUACUUAAAUCCACCUAGACUUACUGCUACUCAAAGCAAUCGAGUUUGCAAUGCUCUCGCUCUUCUUCAAUGCAUAGCCUCGCACCCUAGUACUCGAACAGAUUUUCUCAGAGCCAACAUACCUCUGUAUCUAUAUACCUUUUUAAAUACAAAUAACAAGAAUAGACCUUUCGAGUACUUACGUCUUACCAGUCUUGGUGUAAUUGGUGCCUUGACUGACGAACCUGAUGUUAUAAACUUUUUGUUGGGAUCAGAAAUAAUUCCACUUUGUCUUGUAAUUAUGGAGUCCGGCACAGAACUGAGCAAAACUGUAAGACAAAUCUUUUCAUAUCUUGUACUUUUGUAUCUUUCCUCCAUUUUGUCAUAUACUAUGCUGUCAAUUUAG
This is a messenger RNA of Protopolystoma xenopodis, 577 nucleotides long. NCBI's taxonomy places the organism in Eukaryota, Metazoa, Platyhelminthes, Monogenea, Polystomatidea, Polystomatidae. The record is from the annotation of a GenBank genome assembly.